UCAAAAGGUAAAGAAAGAAAAUCAGGUAAAUUGAUUGAGGUAAAAUUCAGUAAAGCUGCCAAAAUGAAUACGAGUAAAGGCAUAAAGGGAAGCUGAUUAAUAAUUAAGUUAUUUCACCGGGCUUGUAAACAAGUAUUGCUGGAAAUGGAAAAAAUCCUAGUCGGAUUAUUACCAUAGGUCAAAACUUUGGAGCUCCAUGGGAUUUGCUGAAAACUUGCUCCUCAUCUUCUAGAAUUUUCACAUUUUCACACACUAUAGAAAGGUUGCACACCACAGGUUAUCACCAUCUCCCAGAUCCAAUUUUGUGAUAGAUUUCAGAGCCUUUUUUUUUUUUUCGUUUUUUGGUAUCUUACUUGAGAGUUGCCAUGUAUGAUAUAGCCUAGGAUGCAGAGCCUGUUUUAAAUUUGCAACUGUCAUCUACUGGUCAGGUCUCAUUUAAAGAAUUGAUGAGUCUGUAAGGUAUAUAUAUUUCAAGAUAUUAGUAGGUAGCUGAUCAGACAUUUUCACUUGAAACACUGUACAAGUAACCAAAUAGUUUUGGCAACCGCUCUCGCCUAUCGUAUUAAGAAUGCUACUACAUUAAAAAGGCACCAGACAAUGUUUUAUAGUAAUUUAGUGGGUGCAUUUCACUCAGAAGUUUUCAUCUUUGAACUGAUAUUUUUGUUUAACAGAUUAGGAGCUGUGUGUGUCAAAGGGGUUAUAUGUUAAAAAGCAACUUGGUUAGGUUUCUGCUAUAACAUAUUCUUUUAGCACCUUAAGGGUGGCCCAUCUCUGCAUUUAGCUUGUGAUAUUGUGAGUAUUCUGAUAAAAAUUGUGAUGUGUUAUGAUCUUGGAGAUAGCCCAAUAUUGUAGUUGAAGUGUUGGCCCUCCAUACUCCUUUUUUGAAUUUGAAAUUGUCUCCUUUGACUCUAAAUUCUGAUUGUAGAGAUGAUAUUAAGGGUUCGUAUUCCUCUUUGUGUUCGAUGUUAUUGUAUCUUAGAAGAGAUGACGCUUCACACAUUUUGGUGUCCCAUCUCUUAUUGAAUAUCAAUAAUAAUUUUAACUGUCUAUUUAAAAAUAUAAAAUUUUUUAACUACAUUUGAUUCUCUUUACUAUUUUUCAUAUUAAAAUAAAAAAUAAAAAAAUUAUUUUUCUUAGUGUUUUUUCUUUCCUUGAUCAAAUAUACUAUUAAAAAUUAUAAAAUUGUAAUAUUAAUACUUUAUAUGGAUAUAGAUUUUUUUUUCCUUUUGUACAAAUUCUAAUUUUGUUUGAUAAUGUUCUCAAAAAAGAUUUUUUUUAAAAAUAAAUUAAAAUGAUUCUGAAUUAUUUUCAAAAACAAAAUUCUAUCCAAUGUGAAAAAAAUGCCUUUUAUUUUUUAUUAUUUUCCUCAAAAUUUCCGGGGGAAUUAGGAAUAUUGAUUUCUAUAUAUUAUUAUUAAAAAAAAAAAUUAAAAUCAUACCGUUUUUGGAAGGUAGGAGAGAAUUAAGGUAUAGUAGGAAUACAACGACUUCCUUCUUAUUUUUGAUUUCCUCAAAACACCUAAUGGAAUUAGGAAUGUUGAUUUCUAUAUAUUAUUAUUAAAUACACGCAAUCUUGCAUGAGAAUAGUUUCAGUUUCAGUAAUGGUGGAGGAACAAGAUCGAAUAUCGUACCUGCCUGAUGACAUAUUGAUAAGAAUCUUGAGUUUACUUCCUACUAAGGAAAUUGCUCGAACCAGUUUGCUCUCAAAGGCAUGGCGAAAGCUAUCUCCUUUUUCCUCUCUCUCCGUUUUAAUGUUUCAGUCUCCGGAUUUCUUCCAUUCACGUCGCAAAAACUUUGAUGUCUCCUCAUUCAUCAAUGCCAUCGAUUCCUCCCUAAGACUCCGUCAGAAAGACGUAAGUCUUGCAAGACUUCAGCUCCGUCUGCAUCUCAAUGACAUUGAAUCAGAAUCGCUGAUAGACUCGUGGAUCGACGCGGCACUUGAGAGGAAGGUGAAGGAGCUAGAUCUAUAUUUGCUACCUAGGUCAAUACCAGAGCCUUACGGCUUGCCGGCUAAAAUUUUUUCUACCACAACAAUUACAGUUCUCAGUUUAGAGCAAUGUAGAUUGGAAAUCUGUGGUGAUGUAGAUCUUCCGGCGCUAAGAAAGUUGUGUUUAAGAAAAAUCCUGUGUGAUGAACAAGCAAUUCGGCAACUGAUAUCAAGUUGCCCGUUGAUCGAGGAUUUGGAUAUUGUAUCUUGCGGUAAAUUGAAAAAGCUUCAUGUUUCGGGGCUUGCUAAUCUACAUAGGCUUGUAGUAACUUGCUGUUAUAAUUUGAGAAGGAUAGAAAUCGAUGCACCAAGCCUUCAAUAUUUUAUGUAUGAUCAUCAGAGAAGCUUGCUGUGUGACGUGGUCUGGACGCCCGGUGAAUUUCUGAGAGAAUUAAUACUCCAUGAUCGACAUAUAACAAAUGAUUUGCUCCAAAAUCUUGUCUCUGGAGUUCCGAAUCUUGAGCGAUUGGAGAUAGACUCCACUCGAUUGCAAAGGAUUGAGAUUUCGCAUCAUCAGCUCAAGAGAUUAGAACUAAGACUAUCUGAAUGGCAGAGGGAGGCGAAACUCAAGAUUGAUGCCCCAAAUCUCCAAUCAUUUACGUAUUUGGGCUAUAGAAUGCCUUUAACCUCUAUGAUAUCAUCUAUGAAUACUUCAUCUCUGCGGGAAGCCGAGAUUCACUUCAGGAAUUGUAAUGAUUAUAGCCAUUUUUUCAUCCUUCAAUUGAAGGAAUUUUUUGAAAAAUCGAAGAAUUGCCAAGUUAUAAAUUUACUCAUAAAAUCCAAAGAGGAGCUCAUUAUUCCCAGAAAGCUGAGGCCAAUUCCAUCUCCCCCUGUUUAUGAUAUCAAGCAUUUACAUUUAAUAGUAUAUUACUGCAGUAGAUUCCAGUACAUCAUAGAUCGCAUGCUUUGGAUGUGUCACCCUCAAACUUUAUCAAUUGAGACCAGUGCCAAGUUCUUAAAGGUCCUAUAUAACAAGUUUAGUAACAAAGAGGAGAACCCCAAGUGUUGUACAUCUUGUCCCACCAAAUGCUGGCGGCAUUAUUUGGAAGAUGUUCAAAUUGAUGGUGAUGAAAGCAGAUUGGAAAUUGACCAAAUUUUUGCGAUGCGAGAGUUAUCUAAAAAAUCUACGAAUUGCAAAGUUAGGUUUAGAUUAAAAUGGCGAUCUCAACUACUUUAGAUUAUUGGACUUCUUUACUCUCGUUUACUUUUUAAUAUAAGAUUUUGUAUUUUCUUCAUUAGGAUUAUAUUAAUGCAUGUUAUAUUAAUGCA
Molecule: messenger RNA, 3255 nt
Organism: Vitis vinifera (wine grape)
Lineage: Eukaryota; Viridiplantae; Streptophyta; Magnoliopsida; Vitales; Vitaceae
Product: putative F-box protein At3g44060
Exons: 3
Coding region: 1577-3163 (528 amino acids)
Molecular function (GO): protein binding
Source: RefSeq, a predicted model, not a curated record